UGCCUUGACAUUCGGCUCACUCAGACUCAGCUUGUUGGUCAGGAACUGUCCAUCCGAACUCCACCUGAUGUACCGCUUUAAACAAGGCUUAUCAGCCGCAGAUACAGGGCGUUUACCAGCUAACAUCGUACUGCUCCUGCUUCUGCUCUUCUCUGUCCAGACCUGGGUUGUGGCCCUACUGAGGGCGGUUUGUUUCUAGUGCUGUCUGGGCUCUGCCUUUUCUCCAGCAACCAUGUCGGGCUUCAAUCUGCUGCAUCUAAUAAGCAAGAGUCAGCCUGUGCCUCUGAGGUCCUGCAGUCUCCCCUCAGGAGCCUGUAGAAGUAAGAAGACCUGGUCAGUGAGUUUCCCUCAGGAAGAACUGAGGAAACGCCUUACCCCAAAGCAGUUCCAUGUCACUCAGGAGAGAGGAACCGAGAGUGCCUUUACUGGGGAGUUCACAUACCAUAAAGAUGAGGGAACCUAUCACUGUGUUGUCUGUGGGGCCCCUCUCUUCAGCUCAGAUUCUAAAUUUGACUCAGGAUCAGGCUGGCCAUCCUUCUUCGACCUGCUGAAGGAGGAGUCCGUCUCUCUGGCUGAUGAUUUCUCCUACGGCUUACACAGAGUGGAGACAACCUGCAACCAGUGUGGAGCUCAUCUUGGUCACCUGUUUGACGACGGCCCAAAACCUACUGGAAAGCGUUACUGUAUCAACUCUGCUUCCCUGGCGUUUCAGGCCAAAGACCCGGCUGAGGGCGGAGCCUCGGCCUCCAGCGGCGGCGCUGCCACUGGCGGGAAGAUUGACCUAUAGGAGUGCAGCUGGCAGGCAAACACUUAGGGAAAGUCAAACAGCUCAUUAAAAAGAUGCUUCUUUGUUUUUGAUGUGCUGACUGAACUAAACACCAAUAAAGUUAAUGAAUGUAGCUAAACUGACAUAGUUUGAAACUGUAAUCUGAGGUAAUGGUGAUAUAUCAGAGCACUAGAGGGAUAAGUCAUCUGCUGAUUUCUACAACAUGGCUGUGGUUCCCAUAGUAACCAAUCGCAGUCACCAGUCAUAGUCCCUUUAAUGCAGGGGUCUCAAAUUCCAGUCCUCGAGGGCUGCAACUUUUAGAUGUGCCUCUGCUGCACCACACCUGAAUAUAAUAAUUAGGUCAUUAGCAAGGCUGUGGAGAACUGAUCUGCACAAGGAGAAGGUCAUUAAGUCAUUUCAUUGCAGUGUUUUGUACCCGUGGCACAUCUAAAAACUGCAGGACAGCAGCCCUCGAGGACUGGAGUUUGAGACCCCUGCUUUAAUGCUUUAAUGAAGAUCCUUUAGUGCUCUGGUGUGUUUACAAAAAGGAAACAGAAAAAUACUUUUUAAAGAAAGGCUGUAGAUGCUCAUUAUUGGCAUUGCUAUAUGCUCAUGUAAUGUUUUUCAGGACAAGUCAAUACAUCAUGAGUUUGAGAGGCAAGUAUUGAUGGAGGAGUUUUAGGUUAUGUUACAUUUACCAUUAUUCUUAGCAUAAGUCACUUAAAAGUAGCAUUUUUCCUUGUGUACCCGAUUUUCAUCCUUGUAAUAUUUGAAUAGAUUUAAGGCAGGAAAUGUUUUAUUUAAACUCUGUUCCUCUAUCUUAGCUGUCCUAGAUCCUCAUGCUGUACUCUCUUUUCACAAAUAUAUCUAUAUGUGUCUAACAACAAACCUUCCAGACAGAUUCAGCUAGCGUUGUUUGACAUUACUGCAGGAAUCUGUAGUGUGAGAUUUGAAGCAACAGCAAAGAUGAUGAAGCAUCUUUCUUCUGGCGUAUAUCCAUAUGUUCACUGGAUAUGAUGAAUGUAGUCAAACUGACAUAUUGUAGCUAAACUGAUAUGAUGUUCAGCUCCACAUGAUGACAGUCUGUCCUCAGCUGUGUUAACAUAUCCAGUCAGGGUGAAGAGAAAGGAAACGAGGUUCAACUAACAAACACUUUUCUACUCCGUUGUUUAAACACAUAAUUAUAAUUAUGCUUUAAAACAACCCUAAACCUUCUCUCCAUGAGUGUCAUACAAUAGAGUCUUCAGUCAGAGGCCUCUUAAGAUUUGCUGUAAUACAGACUGCUACAGGAGAUAUUUCCUGCCAACAGCUAUCAAUAUCUACAAUAACUCCAAAAAAAAUCUUGAAUUAAUAUAAAUUACAACAACAUUCAAUUUCCCUCUGCGAUCAAUAAAGUAUUUUUGAAUUUUGAUUUGAACUGCAUGAGCUUAGAAUCUGUUAACAGCCAGAUCAUACGUUACAGAACCUAAAGUCAUGGCUUUGUUUGUGCCAUGGCUGCACAUUUUGGAUCUGUAGGUUUAGUUACACUAAAUUUAUCUGAUUUGUAUUCUGAAUGAUAUUGCACUGAGAAGUAAUGAAAUAUCUAUGCAAGUUUUUGAUUUCAGUGUGAAGCAUAUUGGAACACUAAAUGGAUUUUGAUCUGCAUUUUCAGGCCAGAAAUAUUUUGUGUUUUUAAUUUUAAGUGUAGCCACUUUUAUCUUUGCAGUUUCAUCUGAACACCUGAUCAAACUGGUGAAUAAAAUAUAUUCAUAAAAAG
Messenger RNA from Gambusia affinis (western mosquitofish), 2522 nucleotides. RefSeq names its product methionine sulfoxide reductase B3 (gene msrb3). Gene Ontology annotation, biological process: response to oxidative stress; protein repair. The record is from RefSeq and is a predicted model, not a curated record. Gene Ontology annotation, molecular function: peptide-methionine (R)-S-oxide reductase activity. The coding region runs from base 233 to 787 and encodes 184 amino acids. NCBI's taxonomy places the organism in Eukaryota, Metazoa, Chordata, Actinopteri, Cyprinodontiformes, Poeciliidae. The transcript has 7 exons. Gene Ontology annotation, cellular component: cytoplasm.